AUGCUCAUCUAUGGAUUGAUGCCGACUACACUGCGAACCAGCAAAAACUCCAGACUAAGGAUCUGCAAGGUGUCCUACGUAUACUUGAUAUACAGUUUUUGUAUCACGUUAUGUCUGUGUCUGCAAUUUCGGUAUGUGUUCCCUUCUGACUUCUUCGAAGGCUACAUGAAGAACAAUAUAAUACUACAGUGGAAUAUGAUUGUGAAUGCCGGACUCCGAGUUCUUGUCAUCGGCAGCUGCUAUAGUCUUGUCUGGCUGCGUCGACAGCGGUUGGUUCGCCUUUACCUGGAAUUUCUGUUAUACUGGCGAUUGCAUUGGCGCAUUCUCAGACGGAUUGUCGGCGAUCAGGCUCUCAUAAACAUGCAGUUGCAGCUGGCGAUUAUUUUGCUGCGUGAAAUCUACGUGAACUAUGCAAUGUUGUGUUGCUUUAUCGUCGUACAAUAUCAACUGCUCGGCAAAAAAGAAUUUCUGCAAAUUCUUGUGAAGAUAUUUCAAAUACUAAUGAUGACGGCCAUUCGUGUGGGCUUCAGUUCGCUGCUCCUGCUACUCACACAUCAGUUUGAGAGCGUUCAGUUAGCUCUGCAAGCCAUUCGCCGACGAUCGAGGUCAUGCUCUAUGGAAGAUUUGCGUCGCGUUGCCAACAUUCACACCAAGUGGCUGCAUCUGGCCCAAAGUGCUUUUCGCACCUAUAACUUAUCCAUGGCUACGGUUUUUGCUAUCAUGUUUGCCGUUAAUGUGAACGUACUCUAUCACGGAGUUCAGUACGGUAACGACACAAUCAAAUCAGACAUGUCUGGCGACAUUAUUGGUUUUGCUCUCCUCGUAACCAAUCUAUGGAGUUCUGGCUUGGUCAUGAAUCUAAUAGAGCAUACGUCUAAUUCUUGCAAUAACGCCGGGCAAAUAUUGAGGCAGUUUACAUACCAUCGUCAACUCAGUCCAGACUCACAGCUUGAGUUGGAACUACUUACGAAUCGCAUACGAAGCAAUAAACUUGUCUUUCAAAUUUGCGGCUGUGUUGUUUUAAACAGAGCUGCCUUUCUAAGCUAUAUGUCAUCAGUGCUGAACAAAGUUAUCAUUCUCAUGCAAUUCGAUUUAAAGCGUAAGCAAGAGACGGCUAUACAAUACGUAAAUCAAACGUGA
Messenger RNA from Drosophila albomicans, 1140 nucleotides. RefSeq names its product putative gustatory receptor 58b. The coding region runs from base 1 to 1140 and encodes 379 amino acids. Gene Ontology annotation, biological process: sensory perception of taste. The record is from RefSeq and is a predicted model, not a curated record. NCBI's taxonomy places the organism in Eukaryota, Metazoa, Arthropoda, Insecta, Diptera, Drosophilidae. The transcript is spliced from 2 exons. Gene Ontology annotation, cellular component: membrane.